AUGUAAGGAUCCAAGAUUGCCGUAUUGGCCCUAUUAUUCUCUUCACUUGCACUUGCAAAUAUCAACAAGGACUUCGCCCACAUCCUUGAUGGAACAUCUGCAGUAACUCUUGACGAUAUUGAAGUUAUGUACUCAAAAUUUGUUCAAUAAUACAAGCAACAAAUGAAUUACUCCCCAAGUUCCUAAUUCAAGAGUUAAACCAUUGAUCGUAAAAUGAUUUUCGCACAAAAGGUUCAAGAGAUCAUCAAGCACAAUACUGCUCCUUCUGUUUCAUACAAGAAGGGUCUUAACCCAUUUUCAGAUAUGACUGAAGAAGAAUUCGUCAGCUACUAUAACAUUAAUGCUCAAGCUGAAUAAAAUUGCUCUGCUACCAAGAGAUCAGAAAUCCCAUAACUUAUGGGUGAUGGCAUUCCAGAACAAUGGGAUUGGAGAGAUAAGGGCAUUGUAUCACCAGUGAAGAAUCAAGGUCAUUGUGGUUCAUGCUGGACUUUCUCAACAGUUGGUUGCCUUGAGGCACACUACCUGAAGAGAUACGGUUAAUUCAAGAAUCUUUCAGAAUAAUAACUUGUCGAUUGCGCCAGCGCUUAUGAUAACCAUGGAUGUAAUGGUGGUCUCCCAUCUCACGCUUUCGAAUAUGUAAAGGAUAAUGGUGGUAUCUCAACAGAAGCUUCGUACCCAUAUCAAGCUGUAACCAAUUAAUGCACUGUCAACCCAAGCAGCUAUGCUGUUGGAGUUAGAGGAGGUGCCGUCAAUAUUUCUCUCAGCGAAGAAGAUUUAAGACAAGCUCUUUUCAAUAAUGGGCCAAUCUCAAUUGCAUUCUAAGUUGUUGAUGGCUUCAGAGAUUACUCAUCAGGUGUCUAUGUAAGCAGCACAUGCAAGAAUGGACCUUCAGAUGUCAACCAUGCAGUUCUUGCCGUCGGAUAUGGAACUGAGAACGGAGUUAAUUACUGGCUCAUUAAGAAUUCAUGGGGUGCUGCCUGGGGUGACAAAGGAUUCUUCAAGAUGCAAAGAGGAGUUAACAUGUGCGGUGUUGCUGUCUGCAAUUCAUACCCUCAAGAGGUUUAUGAUAUUUCACAAGAAUUCAAGGUGUUCCUUCAAUGA
This is a messenger RNA of Stylonychia lemnae, 1101 nucleotides long. The record is from the annotation of a GenBank genome assembly. NCBI's taxonomy places the organism in Eukaryota, Ciliophora, Spirotrichea, Sporadotrichida, Oxytrichidae.